ACGCGUCGUUCACGCCCACGAGGCGCGGAGGAACCGCGACCAAAUUUGGCUGGGUUUCCUGUGCACUCGGCCGCUUGAACUAUGGUGCGUCCGUCCCGCUUGUGGGAACGCCGCGUGCUCGGCGCGCUUUUCCCCCGCCAAAACCGGAGCGGCGUCGGCGCGGCAAGAAGCUCGAGCACGAGGGCCGCGCGCCUCCCCAGGAUGGAGUACCAGGAUGCCGUAUGUGCCCUCAACACGCUUCAGACCAACGCCAGCGCACUGGAGCAGGUGCGCCGCGAGAGGGGUAACCCCCAACUUCAGCUGCAGGCCAUGAAGGCCUUCUUGCAGCGCUCAGGACUCGAGGUUGAAGAUCUUGACUGUCUCAACAUCAUCCAUGUGACUGGAACAAAGGGAAAGGGGUCAACGUGUGCUUUCACCGAGCAGAUUCUUAGGAAUUACGGAUUUCGCACUGGGUUUUACAGCUCCCCACAUCUGGUACAAGUUCGGGAAAGGAUCCGAAUCAAUGGCCAGCCUAUCAGCAAGGAGCUCUUCACUAAGUACUUCUGGCAGGUGUAUGGGCGACUAGAUGAGACAAAGGAUGCACACGGGGGCACCAUGCCAGCCUACUUUCGCUUCCUCACAAUUUUGGCUUUCCAUGUCUUCCUACAGGAAAAGGUGGACUUGGCAGUCAUUGAGGUGGGCAUUGGGGGUGCCUAUGACUGCACCAACAUAAUCAGGAAGCCAUGGGUGUGUGGAGUCUCAUCUCUGGGCAUUGAUCACACCAGCAUAUUGGGAGAUACCAUGGAGAAGAUCGCCUGGCAGAAGGGAGGCAUUUUCAAGCCAGGUGUACCAGCCUUCACGGUGAAGCAGCCAGAAGGGCCGAUGGCCGUGCUGAUGGAGCGGGCCAGGGAAAUCGGGUGUCCUCUUAGUGUGUGCCCAGACUUGGAGGAGUAUCAGGUGGAGGCCCACCCUCUUCACUUGGGCCUAGCAGGACAACACCAGCACUCCAAUGCCUCCCUUGCCCUCCAGCUCAGCCAGAGCUGGUUGCAGCGUCGCUGCUUUCCUGGGCACCUCUUCUUGCUCCCUCCGCUGGAAAAUGGCAGAACCUCUCAGGCUACCGCUUUUCAGCUCAGCCCCUUUAUGGUCAAAGGCGUGAAGGACACGGAAUGGCCUGGACGAACACAGACCCUGUUCCACGGUCCUAUCACGUACUAUCUGGAUGGAGCCCACACCACACGCAGCAUGCUGGCCUGUGUGCGCUGGUUCCGUGAGGCUGCUGCCCAGCAGGAGCACGCUGCUGGGGUCCCAGCGGUUCGUGUACUACUGUUCAACGCCACAGGAGAGCGUGACUGCGCUGCCCUGCUCAAGAUCCUUGUGCCCUGCUAUUUUGACUUUGCUGUGUUCUGUCCCAAUAUCACUGAGGCCAUGGCAUCCAGCAGUGCAGCAGACCAGCAGAACUUCAACGUGACAUUGGAGGGUGUGCUGACCCGUUGCCUGGACAAUCAGAACAGCUGGAAGAAUCUGACAGGACAGGAAGUGGAGCCAAGCUCUGGACUUCUCAUCCCUGGGAGUCUGCCCCUAGUGGCAGGCCAGAGAAGGACUGAAACACUAGUGUUUCCCUGUAUCCUCAGCGCUCUGCGGUGGAUCACCCAGGGCAGGGACCCAGUGCUGGAUGGCCCAGGCCAGAGCUCUGCCCCCAUACCAGCCAGCGUAGUAGCCAAGGCAGAGCCUCUGAGAGAAGCGGCUGCCAUCCAUGUGCUCAUUACUGGAAGCCUGCACCUCGUCGGUGGGGUUCUGAAACACUUGGAACCCUCCACUGCUGCAUAGAAACCAGCUGCACAGCACCUUAUAGCAUGUCUUAAUGGGCGUCAGCUCCACUGUCUUAUGCUUGAAGCGCAAGCACUGAUUAAGACUGUUUACUUAAACAGUGAUCUAUGGUCCUCUCAACUGUAAUAGAAGUCAUGUGUUUAAAUCUUAAAACUGCACAUAGUGUAGCACGUAGUUUAGGUAGCUGACUGAAAGUGAUUAAGGAACUGCACUUAACCUGAAGGCUAAAGGUUCACAUCUCAAGAACUUGCCUGUAGGUGUGUAUACAUUGGUGCAUUUAUAGAGUUUUAUGAGAAGUUAUGUGGAUCACUUUGGAUAAAAACAUUGACAAAUGGUAAUGAAAACUGAGUUGUUACUGUACUGAACCUUACCUUAGCUUGGUCCUCUGGGUACUUAUUUUAACCCUUUCUGGUACCUCAAGAAAACAAUUGCCUGCUUUUCCCUGCACCUUGAUAAACUGUCCCUAAAGCUGUAUUUUUAACAACUACAAUGAUAAUGUAAUGGAUAGUAGUUAAGACAUGUUCUGAUGCAAUGAGAUUU
This is a messenger RNA of Scleropages formosus (Asian bonytongue), 2346 nucleotides long. RefSeq names its product folylpolyglutamate synthase (gene fpgs). Gene Ontology annotation, cellular component: cytosol; mitochondrion; cytoplasm. Lineage: Eukaryota; Metazoa; Chordata; Actinopteri; Osteoglossiformes; Osteoglossidae. The record is from RefSeq and is a predicted model, not a curated record. Gene Ontology annotation, biological process: tetrahydrofolylpolyglutamate biosynthetic process. Gene Ontology annotation, molecular function: ATP binding; tetrahydrofolylpolyglutamate synthase activity. Bases 82 to 1806 code for a protein of 574 amino acids. The transcript is spliced from 15 exons.